AUGGAGUUCCUGUCGCAGAUGUGGUCGCUCCUGGGCCUGCUCACCAUCCUGCAGAACGUCCUCCCCACGCAGCUGCUCUCCGUGCUCCACUCGCUGUGGCAGUCGCUCCAGGACUCGCUCACGCCCUACUCCUACUUCGACGUGCCCGAGUUCCUGGGCUCUGCCGCCGUCGAGCCCAACGCGCUCUACCGCCACGUCCAGCUCUACCUCCACCGCUCCCUCCUCCUCUCCUCACCUCCGCCGCCCCGCCUCACGCUCUCGCUGCCGCGCUCCUCCGCCGUCUCCGGCGGCCACGGCGCUGCGCAGUCCCCGUCCCCGCCAUCCGUGUCGCUCUCCCCGAACCACUCGGUCGCGGACACCUUCAACGGCCACCGCGCCGUGUGGACGCACCACGCCGACACGCUCCAGGACUCGCUCGAGGAGCGCCGGUCCUUCUCGCUGCGCCUCCCGAAGCGGCACGCCGCGGCGGUGCUCCCGGCGUACCUCGCGCACCUGGCCGACGCGGCGGACCACCUGGAGCGCUCGUCGCGGGCGCGGAGGCUGCACACCAACGCGGCGUCCCCGCGUGGCGCCGCGGCUUGGGCGUCGGUGCCCUUCUGCCACCCGGCCACCUUCGACACGCUCGCGCUCGACCCGGGACUCAAGGCGCGCCUCCUCGCCGACCUCACGGCUUUCUCCGAAGGCAGGGAGUUCUACCGCCGGACAGGCAGGCCGUGGAAGCGCGGCUACCUCCUGCACGGCCCGCCCGGGUCCGGAAAGUCUUCGCUCAUCGCGGCCAUGGCGAACCACCUCCGCUACGACGUGUUCGACCUCGAGCUCACACGUGUGGCCACCAACGCCGACCUCCGUGCGCUCCUAAUCCAGACCACCAACCGGUCGCUCAUUGUCAUCGAGGACAUCGACUGCUCCCUCCACCUCACUGGCGACCGAGGCCUAGCCUCCGAGAGGAUGCACAAGAGACGCAAGCUCCACGCCAUUUCCUACAACGACGACUCAUCCGACUCGGACGACGACGCCGACGCUGGUGGCAAUGGUGACGGCAACCACUGGGGCAAGGUGACGCUGUCCGGCCUCCUCAACUUCACCGACGGCCUGUGGUCGUGCUGCGGCGAGGAGCGCAUCAUAGUGUUCACGACGAACCACGUGGACGGCAUCGACCCCGCGCUGCUUCGCCCGGGGAGGAUGGACGUCCACGUCCGCCUCGACGCGUGCGGCACGCACGCCAUGCGAGAGCUGGUGCAGCGCUACGUCGGCGUUGGUGACCACGAGAUGCUCGACGCCGCCGAGGACUCCAUCAGGGGCGGCGCCGAGAUGACGCCGGCCGAGGUCGGAGAGGUGCUGCUUAGGAACAGAGACGAACCGGAGGCGGCGGUGACAGAGCUCGCCGCCGAGCUGAAGGCGAGGAGAAGCGCGGCUGACGAUCUCCGCCAGUGCGAAGACUCCGCGGCCGAGCUCUCCGACGGGUCGCCGACGAAGAAGGGGAGGAAGGGGUUGGGGUGGGAGGGCAAGAACACCGCCUCGAUCUCCAUGGUCGCCAUGCCACGCUGCAUGACGGACGACGAGCUCAUCGCGUCGGGAACGAUCAUGGACGCCACACGGCUCGCGGCAGUCUGCGCCAAGAUCGACGAGUACGCCGACGGGGGAGCACCCAUGAGCGGUAACAGAAUCGCGGCCAUCUGCGCUAUGAUUGACGACGGCGCCGCCGCUCGCAAGCACCGCAGGAAUAGGAGGCGGCGGCGGCUGUGCGUGGACAGCACCCGCAGCUACAAGCAGAUAGGCGAGAUCAGCAAUGGCAGUUUCGGCGCCGUCAUCAAGGCACGCCACCGCAAGACCGGUCACACCGUCGCCAUUAAGAAAUUCCGACGAAGGCGAGACGGGAAGAAAUCCCCCGACGUCCGCAAAGUGCUGCGUGAGGCCUGCUUCCUGGCGGCCUGCGGCGGCCACCCCAACCUCGUCGGGCUCCACGCCGUGGCACGCGACCCGCGCACCAAGGAGUACUCCGUCGUCAUGGAAUACGUCGGGCCGAGCCUGCGCCACGCCCUCAAGGAGCACCUGCGCGUCCACGGCGCCCCGUUCCCGGAGGCCGACGUGCGCCGGGUCAUGAGGCAGCUCCUGACCGGCACCGAGGCGAUGCACUCGCGCCGCAUCAUCCACCGCGACAUCAAGACCGGGAACGUCCUCGUCAAAGAGGAGGACGGCAGCGCCGUGAAGAUCUGCGACUACGGGCUGGCGGUGUCCACGGCGGCCAAGUCCGGGCCGCCGUACCCCAGGGCAGGCACGGUAGCCUACAUGGCGCCGGAGGUGCUCAUGUAUAGAUCCGACUACGACGAGCGCGUGGACCUGUGGUCCAUCGGGUGCGUCAUGGCGGAGCUGCUGUCCGGCGAGGUGCUGUUCAAGGUGGGCGACGACGGCGCGGAACAGAUCGACAAGAUCUUCGACUUGCUCGGCGCGCCGGCCGAGGAAACGUUCGAGACAUUCAUGUCGCCGUUCAUGGCCAGCAAGGUGCUGCGGCGGCGAGCCCGGCAGCCACGACCGCGCCGCGACAGCCGACUGCGCGAGCUUUUCCCCGGUGAUAUGCUGUCGCAGGAUGGGUACGAUGUCUUGAAGGGGCUCCUGACGUGUAACCCCAAGGAGAGGCUCACGGCCGCCACCGCUCUCCAACAACCGUGGUUCACUGGCACCGUUGGUGUCCCUGCUUCGGAGGUAGGCGCCCGCGCCACGGAGUCGUCGACACAGAUGGCAUGGCCUAUCGUGCUGGUGCUGAAAAGUGUCUGGGCAUUUUUGAGGAAGAUGGCAUUGCCAUUAAUCUGGUUGCCCCACCAAUUGUUUCUAAGAUAA
This is a messenger RNA of Miscanthus lutarioriparius, 2838 nucleotides long. NCBI's taxonomy places the organism in Eukaryota, Viridiplantae, Streptophyta, Magnoliopsida, Poales, Poaceae. The record is from the annotation of a GenBank genome assembly.